CCCAUCAAGCCCCUGUCCUGCUGCAAGAAGGCGGUGUGCGAGGAGUGCCUCCGGCGGUACCUCAGCUCCCAGGUGGUGCUGGCUGUGACCCUCGCUGGUGUGUAGCUGCACCAUUCCACAAUGCUCCUGGGGACAUGGAUGUGUGUGCAGCUGGGCCAAGCGGAUAUAAAAUGCCCCAUCACGGAGUGCAGCGAACACCUGGAUGAAACAACUGUCCUCUAUAACCUGCCCCAUGAUGACAUCAUCAAGUAUAAAUACUUCCUGGAACUCAGCCGCAUUGACUCCAGCACCAAGCCAUGCCCUCAGUGCAAGCACUUUACAACCUUCCGGAGGAGAGGCCACAUUCCUACCCCUGCCAAAUUGGAGAACAAAUACAAAAUCCAGUGUCCAUCUUGCCAAUUUGUCUGGUGUUUCAAGUGCCACUCUCCCUGGCAUGAAGGCGUUAACUGCAAAGAAUACAAGAAGGGAGACAAGCUGUUACGUCACUGGGCCAACGAAAUCGAACACGGGCAGAGGAAUGCCCAGAAGUGUCCAAAAUGCAAGAUCCACAUCCAGAGAACCGAAGGGUGUGACCACAUGACCUGUUCACAGUGUAACACUAAUUUCUGUUACCGUUGUGGGGAGAGAUACCGCCAGCUCCGCUUCUUUGGAGACCACACGUCAAACCUCAGUAUCUUUGGAUGCAAAUACCGCUACCUCCCCGAAAGACCACAUUUAAGGAGAUUAGUGCGAGGCUCUGUCUGUGCUGGAAAACUACUCAUUACACCCCUAAUAUUGGUUCUGGGACUGGCACUGGGAGCCGUAGCUGUUGUAAUAGGUUUAUUUGUGUUUCCUAUCUAUUGCCUUUGUAAAAAGCAGAGGAAAAGGUCACGGACAGGCUACUACUACAUGAGUCUUGGAGUAUCCACUGAUGUCUUACGAGGAAAAUCUGUGAAUCCAGGGUUCAAGUUGUGGAUAAGAACCACAGAUUGCUGUUACUGUUAUAAUCUAUAUUAGAUCUCUGCUGAUGGAAAGAAUCCUACAUGAGGAAACUGUUAGGUAAUUUCUUACUUUCUUUUAAGCCUUAUAGUUGCAGCGAGUUAGCUUCAUUGCUGACAUCAGUCACAGCCCCAUUAAACCAGAGAAAACUAUUUUUAUGCCAGUGUGGAAUUUGGUCACAAAUACUUUUAUAAAAACAUCUGAAAGCAUAUUGAUAGCCAUGGAAAACCUGAUUCACUUCUUAAGAAGCGCAAACUACUGUGGAGCCACUCCUGUCAUUGCGGAACGAUGCCAAUGUGUUUAGUACGCACAGGAAAGGGAAGGAGUUGGGAAGAAUUUCCCAACAACAUUCUCAUUAGAGAAGAUUGUCAGGAGAGGGUUCACUAGCUUUUAAUAUGAUAAAGAGACCUUAAUGCUUUGAGUCACUAAUAAAAUUAGAAACAACACCCAAAGACAACGUUAAAUUUCUUCAAAUUCACUUUCUUCAAUGUAACAAAUAGUAGCACACUAAGAAAUGGAAUUGCAGCUGUUCAGUAUUUUUAGGACUUAACACACAAAUUUGAGGGUGCACAACAUCUAAAAAGUUAUGUUGCUGAUCUGUUUGGUAGUUUAUCUUGCUACUGUUACAUGAAAAACCAGCUGAGCCUUGAUUCAAUUAAAAGACAGUGUUGUCACUGUUGUUACAGCUUGAGUACGUAACACUCCAAAACAUUUUUGUAAUAAAACUAAUAAAUGCAGUUGCUUGCAGACUGAAGCUUCCUCGCUGAUUCUUCCUUACCUUCCUGUGCAUAAGAGUUCAGGAACCAUAUGUUCUCUCUACAGUAAGGAACAGACUGCACAUAUUAGGCAAUUAAUUACUGACGCUUCUCUUCUCUUGGCCUAAUAGUGAAAUACCAUAAGGCAGGGAAAUGAAAACUGAUCUUAGAGUGCAUGCUCUGGUUUCAAAGUUAAAAAUGUGUAAUAAGUUUUAAUUACUCCGUAGCAAAAAAUACAUACAUUUUGAAACAUAAUUCCAGCUGUUAAUUUAAAAAUCUGUCUGUAUAACACAAUAGUUAUAAUAGUGAUUUAUUUAUGAAAAUAUGCAUAUUGUGCAAAAUAAAACCUUUCUUGGUGCUUAUUUGGCUUAUCAAAACAUGAAAAAUUAAUCAGAAGUGUUUGGAUAGAUGAAAUUCAGAAGAGAAGCCUGUUGUGUAAAAAUAUUUGUUUUUAUCAUUAAUGUGAAUUUUGCACAUAUCUUAAACACAAUUGCCUGCCAACCCCAUUCAGUGUUCACCUUGUUGAAAAUUUGUCAGACUGAAAACAGUAUUUUGGAAAUUUUUAACUUCUUGUCAAAGAGCAUGAUGUUACUAACACAAUGCCACAUUUACCUCAUUUUUAGAAGGAACUAUAUUUACAGAAUUCAGAGAAGCUGUUCAGGUGUUUUAAACCCAUCCUGUAAAACUAUGAUGCAGUCAGAAAACAUCUUCGUACCUUAUGCAAGCUCUGGAUGAGCAGAUAGAUUCAGUCUUUAGUCAUGGACUAUUUUUUUUGCAUAAAUAUGCUCUCUUAAGAGUUUUUCAUAUCAAUUUGCAUCCUGCUGCUUUGUGUCCAGAAAUUACAAGGGAUAGAUUUACAUUUCACUGUUUACCAUCUAAUAAUAAAUUGUUUACCAUGUUUCCAUUCUUACACACUUUGUAUGCGCUCCUUCUCAUUUUAAAUUUCAUAAUUUGAAACUAACUUGUGAAAAUGGCUGAUGAUCAAAUUGGACCUGUAAAAUAUGAACUCAUAAGAAGUUGCUUCAUUAAGGCUUUGCUGAGAUAUAAGCAAAAUACUAAUUUUGUUGUAUUUACAUUACUUAAAAGCAAGAUGCUGAAAUCUGUUUUUCUUCAGGGCUUUUAAUUUUGAAUUUUUAAAAAUUUACUUAAACGGCACAGUCAUCUUUGUUACAUAACUAACCAUCUGAGUACAAAAUAACAUUUUUGGGUAUUUGUUAAUUCUUGUCACUAUGGUAGAGGUGAGAAUAGUGUUGAAAAAAAGAAAAAAAUUAUCUCUGAGGAGUACAAGCUGAAUUUAAUUCCAUGACAGUGCAAUGAGAAGUCUUCCCUUGCCCCCAUCUCUUGUUUUGUGUAUUUUAGGGUGAAGGGUUCCCUUUAAAAUAGGCUUAAUUUGAAUGGCAAGAGGUGAGGGUUGUGAGAUAAUAGAUCACACCCUUUUUAGUGUACAGGCUUCUGGCACAACUAGGGUGCUGGCCAAACACUGUGGAUUCAUUAAGAAAGCAAUUUCUAGUUCUGCAUUUGGGCAGCAUACAAGCUAGAUGCAUCAGUGAUGGGAACUUUUUGUAGUAUAUUUAUGGGAUGACUAAGAACUUGUAAAAACUGGAGGAAGGCAAUGCCCAUUAAAGCAACACUUGAAUUCCAGUAUUUAGUGUUUUGUAUAAAGAGGGAUUUAAAAUGUGUAAGUGCCUUAUUGCUUGAAACAAAUGAAAGGUGUUCAUACCCCUUAACAGAGCAGUGUGGGAAUUCCUGUUCUGUGGACUCCUACAGUUACAUUAAGCCAAAGUAGUGAGUUUUGGUUUGUGAGAAAGUUGACAAAUGUUCUAUUAGGGAAGAAGUGAGCCGAUCAUAAAAGUAAUCUGGCAUGCUUAUUUUAAUUCUGAUCAUCUCAUUUCUGUGGCUUUUUUAACUUGCUCUUUGCCCCUAUCCCUUCCCCUGACUCCCAUCUUCCUUCAGACUUCUGCAGAAAUGCAUCUUAAGUUGUUAGAGUAAGUCUGGCUCCUCCAACAUAAGAAGCCAUGAGUUUUCCACCACUGAAGGAAAUGCAGCCUGUUGGAGGAGAAUUGAGCACAGCCUGUUGUGGCUGCACCUGCCAGCUCGGGGGCUCUCUGGUGCCUUGUUCACACUGAUUGUUGGAGGUGGAAGCACCAAGGAAUAUGGCAGAUGGAGGUGCACUGCAACUAGGCUGGGGCUUAAAGCAGGUUGAGAGCAUUUCAGUGUUAUCCAGCUGGAGCUAACAUAUCCUGUUAAUACAAAUUGGUAACUCCUCUGGGGUGGAUAUCUCGGUGGACGAAACCAUCAAUCAAGAUGGUGGCGCAGCUCUGGGAUCUCUGCCCAGCCCUUCACUGCAGGGUGGGAGGUGUGAUCUGGAAAAGUAUUACUCAUUUUGCCAUCUUCUGAUAGCUUCGAAAUGGUUGUUGUGGGGUUUAUUUCUUCUUACUUCGUUUUCCAGAAGACAGUGGAAUUUUACCCUUUCAGUUCUAAACUUACUAAAGGACCUGUUUGUUCUCACUAAUAUUGAUGUGACUGUUGUCCAUCUAUUAUUGAAGUCAGGAAUAAGCUACUUUUCUAAAACUACCUUGAAUUUCAUGAGCUUAUGGGAGCAGUUACCUGUCAAAAAAAAAAAAUGAAGUAUAAAAGGUAAUUAUCAGAAGGAAAUUGAGUUAAUGGGGGGUAAGAAGAAAAAUUAUGCUUAGAAGGUCUUAUUUUUUAUAGAUUCCUGAUCACAAGAUGGUUUUAAUAAGUUCCAUUUCCCCCACUGAGAAUUUGUAAAGGAAAGCAGGAGAAAUUAAGAUGAAUAUCCCUUUGAACCUUUUAUUUUCCUGAAACUCUUGAGUUUUUCAAAACUGUAGGAGGGGCUUUUUUCCACCCUGGAGUUACUAGUUGGUAAUAUAGCUUUCAUAUACUGUGAACACUGCUGUGACUGUUUAGUCAGGAUUCAGCUUGCAUAUCUAAAGGUUUUGGUGAUAGGGAAUUUGAUUUGGAGCCAUACUGCAAUCAAUUUAUAAGUGAAUUAUUACAUAUCUUAAUAACUUCUAUUUCAGCAUUAUCUCAAGAUUUUAAAAUUUGAGCCUUCUAUAAUCCAUUAAAUAGAAGAUGCCAUGUGUCAAAAUACUCCAUCAACCUUAUGAGUUACUGUUUAUUUUUACUAGUUGUUUUCUUAAAUGAAUUUUUUUCUCUCCUAGAACCAGCAUUCACACAACCAAAAUGCUGAUAAGAUUUCCCCAUUAUCUUUGUCUUGCAUUUAGCUAAAACUAUAUUUUCUGUUGCCUAGUAUUGCAACAGUGGUCUUCAUACUGUAAUAACUUGAUAAAAUAUUCAGUAGUCUUGGGCAAUAUUUUACAAAUCAUUCAUCUUCAAGUUGGUAUUUUAAAUGUACACCAGUAAUCACUGUUGAGUGUGCUACCUAUGUGGCUGCUUUAGUUCAUGUCAAUGUUUUGUAAGGAUUAUUUCUUGCUACCCUCUUCAGAGUGCCUUUUCAUAUAGGAGGUCUAGAAAGAUGGUUCAUUGAAAUCUUCUGUUGAAUCUGCCAUAGUAAUGUCUGAUCUUUAAACUUGUCCUGAUGAAUGUAUAACUAAAAUCUUGUUCUUUAAAAAGCUAUAGUAGACACAGGUUGUAUAUGCACAUGUACAUGCAUGGAUACAAGGGAAGGUAUUCUGCCAAUGUUUGUCCUGCUGGACAGGACCUUUCGAAAGUAAGGGAAUUUUUUAACAGUUUUAUUUUCAAAAUGUUACCUCACUAGUAUUCAGUAGUAGAUAUGUCUCUGUAUUGCUUCACUUUGCUAAAUACAAUCACUGUAGGCAGUUUAAUUUUUAAAAGACUCUACGACGAAUCUGGUGUUCAUAUGAGACUGAAUUUCGUAAGACACAACUUACGGUACUUUGUUUCCUUUAAAGGCAUUCCUUUCAUUUACACUGACAUCCCAAGCCCCUGUUAGCAACAGACUGAAAAAGUGCUUCCCCAUGAUGAAAUGGAAGAAUGUAAAGUCGCAUUUGAAUGCACUCCACCCAUCUUAGAAUGAAUAUUCAGAAAUGGGGGCGGGGGGCAGUGGAUUUGGUUAAUUGUGGGGAGACAUACAUUGUAGAGUUCGUUCACUUGCACACAAGGGGUUUUACAAUGUCAUCUAGUAAUGUCUACCUAAUAAAGUUUUGAAAAAGAAAAAUUAAA
This is a messenger RNA of Onychostruthus taczanowskii (white-rumped snowfinch), 5897 nucleotides long. RefSeq names its product ring finger protein 217 (gene RNF217). Bases 121 to 996 code for a protein of 291 amino acids. Gene Ontology annotation, molecular function: ubiquitin protein ligase activity; zinc ion binding; ubiquitin conjugating enzyme binding. Lineage: Eukaryota; Metazoa; Chordata; Aves; Passeriformes; Passeridae. The transcript has 9 exons. The record is from RefSeq and is a predicted model, not a curated record. Gene Ontology annotation, biological process: positive regulation of proteasomal ubiquitin-dependent protein catabolic process; protein polyubiquitination; ubiquitin-dependent protein catabolic process. Gene Ontology annotation, cellular component: ubiquitin ligase complex; cytoplasm.